Messenger RNA from Plodia interpunctella (Indianmeal moth), 1880 nucleotides. RefSeq lists its product as uncharacterized. Gene Ontology annotation, biological process: regulation of receptor-mediated endocytosis. The coding region runs from base 153 to 1244 and encodes 363 amino acids. The record is from RefSeq and is a predicted model, not a curated record. Gene Ontology annotation, cellular component: endoplasmic reticulum; endomembrane system. The transcript has 7 exons. Gene Ontology annotation, molecular function: low-density lipoprotein particle receptor binding; receptor antagonist activity; heparin binding. NCBI's taxonomy places the organism in Eukaryota, Metazoa, Arthropoda, Insecta, Lepidoptera, Pyralidae.
ACCUUACGUCACAGUGACUUUUUGCAAGAAAAGCAAAAAAGUGUUUUGAUCAUAGGCAUUGCAUUUCAAAGUGAAAAUUAUAAAUUUAUAAUCAAAUUUAUCACAUCCACCUAUUGUUUGUUGACAUUAUCUACAUAUCUAUCUCAAGCAAGAUGUUGCUUCAAAGAUAUUUUAUUUGUAUUCUCAUUUUGUUUAUUGCUCAUGUUUUAUGCGAAAACAAAUAUUCAAAAUCGGCAAAUGAAAAAAAGAAUGACAAAAAGAAGAAUAAUAUAGACUUUAGAACACUAGAAAAACCAUUCAGAAUGAAUAAAUUAAAUCUUUUGUGGUCUAAAGCUCAACAUCGACUAACAGAACCAAAACUGAAGUCUCUGUAUAGUGACUUGAUGAUUCAAGACAAAGAAGAAAUUACAUACAAAAGGGUCAAGAGCGAAGGCGGCGACAAGGAAGGGCUAAAGGAGGCAGAGUUGAGGCGCAAGCUGACUACUAUAAUGAAUAACUUUGGCUUACGGGAACAUUUUGAAGAUGGUGCUGUUAGACAAAAAGACCAUCCAUCACACAAUUCUGCCAUUGAUGACCACAUAAACAGGAGCAUAUUCAAGGACAAAAAACUGAAUCAGUUGUGGGCGAAAGCAGAGACUUCUGGAUUUACCAGCGAGGAGCUAUCAGCUCUAAAAGAAGAAUUCCUUCACCAUCAGGAUAAGAUUGACCAGUACUAUGAACUACUAAGUGAUGCUAAAGAUGGGAAGAAGGAUACUUAUGACAAUGCAAUUAAUGAGGAAGAAAUGGAACGUUUCAAUGAGAUCACUGGGGACACGGACACAAAUGAAAUCAAGAAGGACUUCACAGACAAGACCAAUAUGAUCAGGGACAAGCACCGGGGCCUGCGGGAUGGGUUUGACAGGCUGCAAAGAAAGACAGCUCAAGGCCCAAACAAUAAAGAAUUCAUCGAGCCAAAAGUACAAGGGCUGUGGCGCAUGGCGACGGCUGCUAACUUCACUGUUGAUGAACUGGAAUCACUGAAGGUGGAACUGCAGCAUUACGAGUCCCGCCUAUUGAAGCUGAGGGCGCUACACGCUGAUCAUGUAAGAAACACUGAGAAAUUCGAUAGCAAGAAGGCAGCCAACGGCGACAAGAUGGACUAUUUCGAGGAGCAGCAGCGGUCCAUCAAGAAGCACCAGAGGAAAGUGGAGAAGAUGCACGCCGACAUUGAAGGCAAGAUUCUUUCGAAGCACUCAGAGUUGUGAAGUGUUGUGCGGCGUAAUCUGUUCAUAUUACAUAAGGCGUAAUCUGUUCAUAUUACAUAAGGCGUAAUCUGUUCAUAUUACAUUGUUAUGAGCCUUUUUUGUGCGUAAGAAGGGAUUUGGUUUUGAUCUAAUGUUUUUGGAAACACAGGAAAAUGCACAUGUUUCCAUAUAAUUUUGCAUAUAUCCUCCAUUUAAUUUUUAGUACAUAACUUAAAUUUGUGCGAAUAUCUCUUCACUUGUAGUCAAAGCAAUUUAAAAUACUUGGCUGUAAUAGAAGUUCCCUUUUGAGCUGACAUUUUGUAAACCAGCGUAUAUGGUAGGUACUUAACCAAAGUUAUAUUCCUCCAGUACAUAAUAUGUCAUGUAUUAAACCAAUAUUGUGUUUCGUGAUCAACUAAUUAUUAUCGUGAUCCUAAUGCAUUUAAUAUUAUUUUUUAAAAUAAUUUUAAAGAUUUGAGUAGUACACAUAAUCAUUAUUACGUAAAUAAAAUCUAGCCAAAUUAAGGUCCUAUUUUAUUGUAGUCCUAUUAUAUUUUGAAUAAUGUACAUAUUUAUGUAAAGAAUCUCGUUUAAGAAUUUGUUCUAAUUAGGGAUAACGUUAUUAAUGACACUAAUAAAUGAUGUAUUUUAUGUAAA